AUGCCAAAAAUUGCAAUUGUUCAAGCUGGAACAGUUCUUUACGACACUCCCGCAACUAUUAGAAAAUUGGAAAAGUUUGUGAAUGAGGCGGCAAACAAUAACGUCGAUCUCGUUUUGUUUCCAGAAGCUUUUGUUGGCGGAUACCCGAAAUGGAACAGCUUUGGAAUAACGCUUGGCACUCGGACGAUGGAAGGACGAGAGGAAUAUUUGAAAUAUUUCAACAAUGCGAUUGAGGAGAAUGGACCGGAAUGCCAGCAAAUCGAAGAAUUGGCAAAAAAUAAAAACAUUCACAUCGUUGUCGGAGUCAUCGAAAAACUCGGAACCACGUUAUACUGCUCGGCGUUUUUCUUCUCUCCAAACGGCUAUAUCGGAAAACAUAGAAAGUUGUUGCCGACAGCACUUGAAAGAUGCAUUUGGGGCCAAGGAGAUGGCAGUGAUGUAAAGGUGUUUGAAACAUCGUUUGGAAAUAUUUCUGCAACUAUUUGCUGGGAAAAUUAUAUGCCCCUUUUAAGAUUCUCGUUGUACAGUAAAGGAGUUCAAAUCUAUCUUGCUCCAACGGUCGAUGAUCGUGAAGUUUGGCUACCAACUAUGCGGACGAUAGCACUUGAAGGAAGAUGUUUUGUUGUGUCGGCUUGCCAAUUUCUGAAAAGUUCGGCUUACCCUGAAGAGCACUACCUCAGAAAGGAACAUGGCGAUGAUAAAGUCUUGAUUCGCGGCGGAUCAUGCGCAGUCGACCCAUUAGGAAACGUUCUAGUCGAACCCGAUUUCACGCAAGAGAUAAUUAGAUAUGUUGAAUUCGACACUUCCACAAUCACACUCGGAAAAAUGGAUCUCGACGUGACCGGUCAUUACAGCCGUCCAGACGUGUUCCAACUUCAUGUUAACGACCAAUCCAAUUCGAACGUCAAAUUCUCAUCGGAAAAAUAA
This is a messenger RNA of Caenorhabditis bovis, 927 nucleotides long. Lineage: Eukaryota; Metazoa; Nematoda; Chromadorea; Rhabditida; Rhabditidae. The record is from the annotation of a GenBank genome assembly.